Messenger RNA from Meloidogyne enterolobii, 281 nucleotides. Lineage: Eukaryota; Metazoa; Nematoda; Chromadorea; Rhabditida; Meloidogynidae. The record is from the annotation of a GenBank genome assembly.
AUGUCUCAAGAAGCUUUUGGCAAUGUUGAAGAUUACCAGUCAUCCAGUAGUGUUGUUGUUAUUUCCCCUGAACCGGGGCCGUCUGGGGAAGCCUCCCCAAACUUGGAAUUGGAUACAUCCUUAGCUGACACACAAUUUAUUGCUGCAACUCCCCCUACCCGUUUAUCUUUUGGUUUUGGAACAGAACAAUUAGCAAUACAGAGGAUAUUUGCUUGUUGUGGAAUUUUAUUUAUUAUGGGCUGUUAUUUGUUGCAUAUUGUCUCUAUUGUUUAUGGGUAAGG